ACAACAGUGUGUCAGGAACACUUGCCCCGCCAUAUCUCCAGGGUCUAGGUCCUGCUCUGCAGUAUAUGACGAAAAGGAGCCCCACGUUAGAACGAGAGGAACAAUAAAACUCUCUACUUUCUCCGUUGAUUGCGCGAAAUUCCCGCUUGAUUUGCACUACUGUGGUGUCUCUUGCUACUGAUUGCGCUGCUGUAGACUUCUCAUUGGGUCUGUUCCCAGUUGAACCAGCUCGCCUCACUCUGAGGGAGAGCUCCUUCUAGCAAGAUGUCCGACGGACCGUUGUAUCUGGGGCUCGACCUCUCCACUCAGCAGCUCAAAGCGAUCGUGGUCCAAUCCGAUCUCACCGUCGUUUCCGACGCCAAGGUCGACUUCGACCAAGACUUUGGGUCCAAAUACAACAUCAAGAAAGGCGUGCUCCUGAACGAAGAUGAAGGGGAGGUGUUCGCCCCUGUAGCCAUGUGGCUCGAGGCCCUCGACCUGGUACUACAGCGCCUUCGGGAGAAGGACACACCGCUGCGCCGAAUCCGAGGCAUCAGCGGCUCCUGCCAGCAGCACGGAAGCGUAUACUGGAGCCGUGAGGCCGAGCAGCUACUCAAGAACCUGAAUUCGCGCAAGCCGCUGGUCGACCAGCUAACAGGCGCCUUCUCCCAUCCCUUUGCGCCCAACUGGCAAGACCACAGCACUCAGCAAGAAUGCGACCAGUUCGACGCCAAGCUGGGUUCAGCGGCGCGCUUGGCCGAGGUAACAGGGAGCGCUGCACACCACCGCUUCACCGGCACGCAGAUAAUGCGACUCCGGCGCAAGCUCCCCGACAUGUACGCCGCGACGUCGCGGAUAUCGCUCGUCUCGUCCUUCCUCGCCUCCCUCUUUCUGGGCGCCGUCGCGCCAAUGGACAUCAGCGACGCCUGCGGCAUGAACCUCUGGGACAUAGCCGGCAACACCUGGUCGGAGCCGCUCCUGGAGCUGACGGCGGGCAAGGACGGCGUGGACGAGCUGCGCAGCAAGCUGGGCGAGGUGCGGCAGGACGGGGGCGGGAGCAUGGGCCGCAUAAGCGACUACUUCGUCUUCAGGUACGGCUUCGACCGGGACUGCGAGGUCGCGCCCUUCACGGGCGACAACCCGGCCACCAUCCUGGCGCUGCCGCUCCGCCCGCUCGACGCCAUCGUCAGCCUGGGCACCAGCACCACAUUCCUCAUGAGCACGCCCGUGUACAAGCCCGACCCGAGCUACCACUUCUUCAACCACCCGACCACGCCGGGCCAGUACAUGUUUAUGCUGUGCUACAAGAACGGCGGGCUGGCCCGCGAGAAGGUACGCGACGCGCUGCCCAAGCCCGCCGACGGCGACGCUUGGGCAACGUUCAACAAGCACGCCCUGGCCACGCCGCCUCUCGACGUCAGGCCCGAGUCCUCCGACGACAGGGCCAAACUCGGCCUGUACUUCUACCUCCCGGAAAUCGUGCCCAACAUCCGCGCUGGCACAUGGCGGUAUACGUGCUCGGCCGCCGACGGCGGGGAUCUGCAAGAAGUCGACACAUGGCCGGCUGAGACGGACGCGCGCAUCAUCAUCGAGUCGCAGGCCCUCUCAAUGCGUCUGCGCAGCCAGAAGCUGGUGAACAGCCCCGGCGAGGGGCUCCCCGCCCAGCCCCGACGCAUCUACCUGGUCGGCGGCGGCUCGCUGAACCCGGCCAUUGCGCGCGCCAUUGGCGACGUGCUGGGCGGCGCCGACGGGGUGUACAAGCUCGACGUGGGCGGCAACGCCUGCGCGCUGGGCGGCGCGUACAAAGCUGUGUGGGCGUUUGAGCGGGCAGAGGGAGAGACGUUUGAUGAGCUGAUCGGCAAGCGGUGGAAGGAGGAAGGGGCCAUCCAGAAGGUUGACGAGGGGUAUAAGAAGGGGGUAUUUGAGAAGUAUGGAAAGGUGCUGGGGGCGUUUGAGGAGAUGGAGGAGAGGAUUCUGAAGGUGGCUAGGAAUACUUGAGUAACCAAAAGGAAAAGAGGUGGAGGGAUACAAUCCAACGCUCCAAUAUACAAUAUAAUGCCUACCAGAGGAUGGCUCUUCGGCUCGGCCCGCUGCAACAAGCGCGUGGUGUAACACUCCCCCGUUAUCUCUUGUCUUGCAUU
Canariomyces notabilis is the source of this 2120-nucleotide messenger RNA. Its product is annotated as actin-like ATPase domain-containing protein. Gene Ontology annotation, biological process: D-xylose metabolic process; phosphorylation; xylulose metabolic process. The transcript is spliced from 3 exons. Bases 265 to 1977 code for a protein of 570 amino acids. Gene Ontology annotation, molecular function: D-xylulokinase activity. The record is from RefSeq and is a predicted model, not a curated record. Gene Ontology annotation, cellular component: cytosol. Lineage: Eukaryota; Fungi; Ascomycota; Sordariomycetes; Sordariales; Chaetomiaceae.